UGCAGAGCCCUGAUCUAGAAGAAGAAGAAUGGAGUAUAUAAAUAAAGAAAAGAAUAAUGGAUGUAUUAUAUAAAUACUUAUGUAACAAUAUUUGAAUUGUUAGUUAACCCACAAAGUUGUACACGUCCAUGGUAUGCAGACUUUCAACCAACUGUUCGGACUACAGAGCCGUUUAAGACCAACCAGUUUGCAAACUAUCGUUGUGGUUCCAAUCUGCAUCAAACAAAAUGUGUUAAUGGAUUAUGGUUUCCUGUGCCACGGUGUAAAGGAACCUGCCCUCCACCACCUCAGCUUCCCAAUGCCAUAAAUGUAGCUGAAAUGAGAAUCUACAAGACCGAAGAAGAAAUUAGCUUCAAGUGUCAAGAACAUUUUCUUCUUCGUGGCCCACAAAAAAUAAAGUGUGAAGCUGGAAAAUGGCAAACACCUCCACGCUGUCUUGGUUUGUAUGCUCGGUUUUGCCUUUGUUUUAAAUAAACUGGAUAUUACAGA
Pseudonaja textilis is the source of this 489-nucleotide messenger RNA. NCBI's taxonomy places the organism in Eukaryota, Metazoa, Chordata, Lepidosauria, Squamata, Elapidae. The record is from RefSeq and is a predicted model, not a curated record.